Pochonia chlamydosporia 170 is the source of this 927-nucleotide messenger RNA. RefSeq names its product 3-oxoacyl-(acyl-carrier-protein) reductase. The transcript is spliced from 2 exons. The record is from RefSeq and is a predicted model, not a curated record. NCBI's taxonomy places the organism in Eukaryota, Fungi, Ascomycota, Sordariomycetes, Hypocreales, Clavicipitaceae. Bases 1 to 927 code for a protein of 308 amino acids. Gene Ontology annotation, molecular function: oxidoreductase activity, acting on the CH-OH group of donors, NAD or NADP as acceptor.
AUGACUGACGUCAAAACGCGACGCUCGGCACCAGAGCACCUCGAGCACUUGAGCUCUCCCAAGCGGCAGCGCAUCCAAGACCCAAGCCCUUCAAAUCCCAUCACUGCAUCGACUUCUGCAACCAUGACGCAAACAAAUGGAGUUUCAUAUACUCCCCUACAAGGGAAGGUGUAUGGCAUUACAGGUGGCGCAAGCGGCAUCGGUCUGGCUACGUCGCAAGCACUCUCCCGCAAAGGGGCGACAGUGUGCAUUGCAGACAUUGAUCCCAAGGCCAUGAAAGAAGCUGAGGAAUACUUUGGGGGCUUGGGGGCGCCGCACAUGAUCACGAGGGUGGACGUCUCGAAGCGAAAGCAGGUUGACGACUGGGUUACGUCCAUCAUUGAGAAGUACGGGCGUCUGGAUGGUGCGGCAAAUGUCGCAGGCGUGAUUGGCAAAGAUCAUGGAAUUGCAUCCGUUGCUGAGCUGGAUGACGACGAGUGGGAUAAGAUUAUUGGCGUAAACUUGACAGGCACAAUGUAUUGUCUGCGGGCUGAGCUGCGGAACGUUGUUGAUGGUGGUUCCAUUGUCAAUGUCUCGUCAAUUCAUGGACUAAAAGGCAAGUUUCCCCCAAAUCAAGCACAACACGUACACGCCGCCUACGAUGCCAGUAAACACGGUAUGGUCGGUCUCACCAAGGCGGCCGCCCUCGAAAACGGCGAUCGUGAGAUCCGUGUAAACUCCGUUGCUCCCGGCGCCAUCUACACCCCACUGAUGCAAAAGAACUGGGACUUUGCGGGAAGACCCAAAGACGCGCCGUUUGAUGAUCCUUCUGCAUUUAAGAGACAAGGCACGGCAGAGGAGACGGCAAACGUCAUUGUGUUCCUGUUGGGCCCGGAGAGUACAUUUGUUAGUGGGAGCGUGUACCAGGUGGAUGGGGCUUGGAUAUAA